Messenger RNA from Anopheles stephensi (Asian malaria mosquito), 634 nucleotides. RefSeq names its product mitochondrial import inner membrane translocase subunit Tim13-like. The coding region runs from base 179 to 448 and encodes 89 amino acids. The transcript is spliced from 3 exons. Lineage: Eukaryota; Metazoa; Arthropoda; Insecta; Diptera; Culicidae. The record is from RefSeq and is a predicted model, not a curated record.
CAGUACGUUAACUCGGAACGGCGUGUGGCUUUGGAUUACACAACCAAAAACUACGAACGGUGUUUCGCAUAUUUACCCGUAUUUACCAAAUUGGGAUAGCUUUUCCCAAACGCAUUUAUCGUUACUUCCAACCACCGGACUGUGUUCUAGUCUUAUUACACCCCCCACACAACCCAUCAUGGACGUUUCGCUCGAGAAUCUAUCAUCGUCACAGAAGGAUGAGCUGAUGAGCACAAUCAAGCAGAAGAUUGCGAUAGCCAACGCUCAGGAACUAGUCACCAAAAUGACGGAAAAAUGUUUUAAGAAAUGUGUUGGCAAACCCGGCCAAGACCUGGACGGAUCGGAACAGAAAUGCAUCGCCAUGUGCAUGGAUAGGUUUAUGGAUUCUUGGAAUGUAGUUUCGAGAGCAUUAACUCAGCGUCUACAGCAGGAACAGUACAAGGGAUAAGGCUAUUUAGCAUAAGCCACCUGUCGUGGUUCCAGCGUUACAUCGUAAUCUACUUUUAGCCAUCGGAAACAGUUUUGUCGCUAUUACCAUUGCCCCCAUAUAAGGCACCAUACAGGAUAGAGGGAUUUUGUUUGAAUGCAGAUGCUAGUAAAUAAACCAAACUGCUGCUAUCGCACUCGAACAAUA